CAUUGAGAGUGCGUGCUGCUUCUUCCAGACAGUGACUAACUUUUAGCACUGUAAUUUUGAUUUCCUGUGUGUGUGGUUGGUUUCUACAUUGAAUUGUACUGGGGCGGAAAGGUACGAUCGUGAACACACGCUUCCACGUGUGUAGGGUAUAAUGAGAACAACGCAAUGCCGCGCAUCCUUGAGAGGUCUUGUCGCGGUGACUGAAGAAGGGUCGACGUGGAAAUAGAGGGGAGGGAAGCGAUCAAGACCAGGGAUCAAGAUAUGAAAUUACGUCUAUUUGCAUGGCCAGUUUUUCUCCUUGCAUACACCGUGUUUGCUGCGCUGCCUAGACCUUAUAAUGUGAGGAUGGAUGCAGUGAACACUCGAUACAUCAUGAAAUGGGACUGGAAUCACUCCAUGGCCAAUCGCAACAUCACGUUCACCGCUCAAUACACAUUUUCUCAUAAACAGUUGGACGAGAGGUCCUACACAGGGAUGUGUAUCAGGAUAACUGAGGAGAGGUGUGACUUCUCUAGGGAGCUGGACUUCUACAUGGGGUCAUACAUACUGAGAGUGAGGGCCGAGGGCAGGGGUCAGAUGUCAGACUGGUACAGGCUGAAGUUCGUUCCUGAUGAACAUGCGGACCUAGGCCCCCCAUCCCAUGUGGCGUUCGAUCCAGGGGACACUAUGUUAACAGUGAGCUUCAGGGAGCCAAUGACGGAGCAGAACACCCCCAUGAGAUCUGUGUUAGACAUGUCCUUCAGUCUGCAGUAUUGGGAGAAGCAUUCACCCAGCAAGAAACAAGAGAAAGUUUUUGAAUCCACAGAGGGAACAUUGUUCCCGCUGAAGCCCUGGACAGAGUACUGCCUGCAGGUCAAUGCAUUCAACAAAUUGUACAAUAAGACCAGCCCAUACACGCAGCAACAGUGUGUGAGGACCCUGGGAUAUCCUCCGGUGUGGAAGGUGUUGCUGGCUCUGCUGGGCUGUGUAGCUCUGAUGACGACAGUGCCUGUCUACAGAUGCCACAAAAAGAGAAAAAGUAUUGUCUCAAAGCACACAUUUCCCAGCAGUAUACUGCAUAACACACAGGAUACAAUAUCCCUUCUCCUCCUGCCUCGGGAGGAGAGCUGUGUGGCCACAGUUGUGGUGGCUGUACAGGUAGAGCAGACAAGCCAGGGUCAACAGCAACAGGUCAAGGGUCAGGGAGAUGUUGAGGCGGAGCUGGACAGUGGCUCCUCCUCCAUCCAGAGAGAACAAGGCAGCUCCAGUCAGGACUCUGGGAUCUACUCAGGAGAAGACAGUGGAAAGAAGAGCGCAGGAUCAACAACAACAAGUCAACCUAAAGAGACACACUGAGAAGAAAAAAAAUGGAUCCCCAUAGCAAACUGCUGUAGAGCAAUUAGUGGAAUUUUGGGAAGCAGGCUUGGAUUCACUGUCAAGAGGAGAGCUCUUGGGGAAAUUCUCUUUUAGUCAAAUUACUUUUUAAGACAUUUUUAGACUAGCUAUAAGACCCAUUGCAGUUGAGUUUAUUGAGUUGCCUGGGAAUAAUUGCCAAUAAUGCAGGUUAUGGAAUGUACUGUAUAUGUUAUUAUUUUUACGUUAUUCCCAUGCAAUAGGAGAUAUGAAAUAUAUUUUGCUCAGAUAAUUCACAGGCCAUUUAGAGUUCCCCUGUCCAGUGUUCUUUUGCCCAUCUUAAACUUUUCUUUUUAUUUGCCUGUCUGAGAUAUGGCUUUUUCUUUGCAAAUCUGUCUAGAUGGCCAGCAUCCCAGAGUCGCCUAUUCACUGUUGACGUUGAGACUGAAGUUUUGCGAGUACUAUUUAAUGAAGCUGCCAGUUGAGGACUUGUGAGGCGUCUGUUUCUCAAACUAGAUACUCUAAUGUACUUGUCCUCUUGCUCAGUUUCGCACCGGGGCCUCCCACUCCUCAUUCUAUUCUGGUUAGCGCCAGUUUGCACUGUUCUGUGAAUGGAGUAGUACACAGAAUUGUGCGAGAUAUUCAGUUUCUUGGCAAUUUCUCGCAUGGAAUAGCUUUCAUUUCUCAGAACAAGAAUAGACUGACGAGUUUCAGAAGAAAGUACUUUGUUUCUGGCCAUUUUGAGCCUGUAAUUUAUCCCACAAAUGCUGAUGCUCCAGAUACUCAACUAUUCUAAAGAAGGCACAUUUUAUUGCUUCUUUAAGCAGGACUACAUUUUCAGCUAUUCUAACAUCAUUGCAAAAGGGUUUUCUAAUGAUCAAUUAGAAUUUCAAAAUGAUAAACUUGGAUUAGCUAACACAUGCCAUUGGAACACAGGAGUGAUGGUUGCUGAUACUGGGCCUCUGUACGCCUACGUAGAUAUUCCAUUCAAAAUCAGUUUCCAUCUACAAUAGUAAUUUACAACAUUAACAAUGUCUACACUGUAUUUCUGAUCGAUUUUAUGUUAUUUGAACCCCUCUGGGAUAUGUGGGAUGAUAGCGUCCCACCUCGCCAACAGCCAGUGAAAGUGCAGGGCCCCCAAAUUCAAAACAACAAAAAUCUCAUAAUUAAAAUUCCUCAAGCAUACAAGUAUUUUGCACCAUUUUAAAGAUAAAAUUCUCGUUAAUCCAGCCACAGUGUCUGAUUUUAAAAAGGCUUUACAGCGAAAGCACCACAAACUAUUGUUAGGUCACCACCAAGUCACAGAAAAACACAGCCAUUUUUCCAGCCAAAGAGAGUCACAAAAAGCACAAAUAGAGAUAAAAUUAAUCACUAACCGUUGAUUAUCCUCAUCAGAUGACACUGAUGAGGACUUCAUGUUACACAAUACAUGUGUGUUUUGUUUGCUAAAGUGCAUAUUUAUAUUUAAAAAACUCAUUUUACAUUGCCGCGUUAUGUUCAGUAGUUCUAAAACAUGCGGUGAUUGUGCAGAGAGCCACAUCAAUUUACAGAAAUACUCAUCAUUAAUGUUGAUGAAAAUACAAGUGUUAUACAUGGAAUUAGAGCUAUACUUCUCCUUAAUGCAACCGCCGUGUCAGAUAUUUUUUUUACGUUACGGAAAAAGCAAACCAUGCAAUAAUCUGAGUACAGCGUUCAGACAACAGAGCAGCCAAAAAGAUAUCCGUCAUAUUGUGUAGUCAACAUUAGUCAGAAAUAGCAUUAAAUAUUCACUUUUCUUUGAUGAUCUUCAUCAGAAUGCACUCACAGGAAUCCCAGUUCCACAAUAAAUGUUUGAUUUGUUUGAUAAAGUUAAUCAUUUAUAUCCAAAUAGCUUUUUUUAUUAGGGCGUUUGAUAAACAAAUCCAAACGCGCGUUCAGGUCCAGCCGAACAUCGGACGAAAAGUUCAAAAAGUUAUAUUACAGGUCAUAGAAACUUGUCAAACUAAGUAUAGAAUCAAUCUUUAGGAUGUUUUUAUCAUAAAUCUUCAAUAAUGUUCCAACCGGAGAAGUCCAUUGUCUGUAGAAAAGCAAUAGCUGUGGCACUCUGCCAGACACUGGGCUCAAUCCCCUCUCAUUCGCCCCCACUUUACAGUAGAAGCCUCAAACAAAGUUCUAAAGACGGUUGACAUCUAGUGGAAGCCUUAGGAAGUGCAAUAUGACCCCAUUUACACUGUGUAUUGGAAUGGCAAAGAGUUGAAAAACUACAAACCUCAGAUUUCCCACUUCCUGGUUGGAUUUGUCUCAGGUUUUCGCCUGUGAUAUGAGUUCUGUUAUACUCACAGACAUCAUUCAAACAGUUUUCGAAACGUCAGAGUGUUUUCUAUCCAAUACUACUAAUACUAUGCAUAUAUUAGCAUCUGGGACAGAGUAGCAGGCAGUUUACUCUGGGCACCUUAUUCAUCCAAGCUACUCAAUAACCCUGUCACCAAGAAGUUAAUGGACAAGUGCUUUUCUUUAAAAAACAAGGACAUUUCUAAGUGACCCCAAUCUUUUGAACGGUAGCAUAAGAAUAUUUUGAAAAUAAAUACACAACGCAGAGGAUGAGAGGAUUAAAAACUAGAGUACUAAUGGUCAAUAGUGAAUUGUAAAUAGGAGUUGGGUUUCAGUUCAUCAUAUGUUAGAAUCUGUGGAAUGUCACUUCUGAACUCAGUGACUUGUGCCAGGUUUUCAUUGGUCUGUACAUUGAGUCGAGAGCAGGAUACUUGUUAUUUGGCUAUUGGCCAAGUUGUACUGCAAGGACAACCCCAGGCUAGGGUGGGGGGUUAUAAAUGGCAUCAUGUUCCUUUGUUCAGUGGGGAAAAGCUGAGGACAGGGGAAACUGAACAUCUACCUUCCAGCACAACAUCUUGAUUUGUCAAAUAAAUAAUAAUAAUCUGAAUAAACCUAUUUUUCUCCCCCUGA
Oncorhynchus keta (chum salmon) is the source of this 4272-nucleotide messenger RNA. Its product is annotated as interferon alpha/beta receptor 1a-like. Bases 262 to 1335 code for a protein of 357 amino acids. Lineage: Eukaryota; Metazoa; Chordata; Actinopteri; Salmoniformes; Salmonidae. The transcript is spliced from 6 exons. Gene Ontology annotation, molecular function: protein binding. The record is from RefSeq and is a predicted model, not a curated record.